AUGCCUAAUCGAGGAGGAAGGAAGAGGAAACCUGCUGCUCCUAACGUUUCUCAGAGAGUCGGAGCGUCAACAGCAAAUAAACGGCCGCACAGUCUACCCAAUCAGUACAACUUCACGCCGGCGGUCCAAUCUCCUCCUCCGCUGCAGACGCCUGAAGUACAACGACAGUCAUCGGCGGCCCAGAUCCGGAACUAUCCUCCGCCUCAACAGCUUUUUCAGAACUCCUACACUCACCCACCGCAGCCUACAGUGAACCCGACCCCUUCUCAAGAAGUCCACUACAAUCCGUCGCAUCCUCCGUCUCAACAGCUUUUUCACAACUCCUACACUCACCCACCGCAGACUACAGUGAACCCGACUCCUUCUCAAGAAGUCCACUACAAUCCGUCGCAUCCUCCGCCUGCUCUAGUUGACCCUCCGCCUACUCUAGUUGACCCUCCGCCUUCUCCAGCUGAAGUCUCUCAGACUCGCAGUCAUCGAGGACACAUUGCGGGCUCUGAAUGCACUGCUUCUAGUGCCAAACAGACAUGA
Messenger RNA from Camelina sativa (false flax), 531 nucleotides. NCBI's taxonomy places the organism in Eukaryota, Viridiplantae, Streptophyta, Magnoliopsida, Brassicales, Brassicaceae. The record is from RefSeq and is a predicted model, not a curated record.